Molecule: messenger RNA, 1522 nt
Organism: Anguilla anguilla (European eel)
Lineage: Eukaryota; Metazoa; Chordata; Actinopteri; Anguilliformes; Anguillidae
Product: neuronal growth regulator 1-like
Exons: 7
Coding region: 419-1450 (343 amino acids)
Biological process (GO): homophilic cell-cell adhesion; synapse organization
Cellular component (GO): plasma membrane; axon; neuronal cell body
Molecular function (GO): axon guidance receptor activity
Source: RefSeq, a predicted model, not a curated record
AUAGCUAGCUUUGAUUUGGAAGGAUCGCGACCGUAAUGGAUGUGGCGCAAGGCAUAGGCUGAGGGUCCGUGCUCAAUCGAUAUCUUUAAUGGGUCUCGGGUUGUUUUGCUUUACCGCUAUCCCUAGCAGCUUCAGCCGCUCCAUCAGCCGCUGGUACGGGGUUGCCUGGGAAACGGCAGCAUGGCAACGAGAUCGAAGCCUGGGGGUUGUCUGUUGCUCGGGCUUUCGUAUUUCCCAUCCCCUCACUAGAUGGUGUGUGAAGCACUUUCUCACGUAGCGGUGCUUUGACAGGAACAAACCUGGGAAACUCCCUCUCUGACCCGGCUUUCAGGGUGGGCCGACCCGGGAGAAAGAGCGCUGAGAUUUUUUUUUCUUUUAAAGGGACGAAUAGCGCGCUAUUCUAACGGAACUGGGGAUAAUGGUUGCAGGGCGGCCUGAAGUGUCUUUUUCUCUUCAGUCUCUCGCUGGUAUAAUUUUCACUCUUACCUGUUUCCUGCCGUCCAGUUUACCCGCUGGACGAUCCGGAGAGAGUGCGCUUGUAGAUACUGUGACCAGUAGACAAGGCGACACAGCUCUUCUGAGGUGUUACCUAUUGGACGGGCUGUCAAAGGGGGCGUGGCUCAACCGCUCCAGCAUCAUGUUCACGGGAGAUGACAAAUGGUCUGCGGAUCCCCGCGUUUCCGUGGUGACGGGAGGCGGGAAUAAGCACGAGUACAGCCUGCAGAUUCAGAAGGUGGACGUCAGCGACGAGGGCCGGUACACCUGCAUCGUGCAGAACAACCUCAACCCGCAGUCCAACCACAUCUUCCUGAGCGUCAAAGUCCCGCCCAGGAUAUACGACGUGUCGUCGGAUGUGACGGUGAAUGAGGGGGGAAACGUGUCCCUGUUCUGCAUGGCCAGCGGCCGGCCAGAGCCCACCAUCUCCUGGAGACACAUCACCCCUUUAGCCAUGAAGUACCAGUCUGGAGAGGAGCUGAACAUCAGCGGCAUCACCAAAGACCAGGCUGGAGAGUACGAGUGCAUCGCCCAGAACGACGCCUCUGCCCCCAACACCAAGUCCCUGAGAGUCACAGUCAACUACCCGCCCAGCAUCCAUGAGAUCAAGUUCACUGGGGUGGGCGUGGCCCGCAGCGCCCUGCUCAGGUGCGAGGCCCUGGGUGUCCCCACACCCGCAUUCGAGUGGUACAGAGGAACCAAGCGGCUCACUCGAGGUCAGGGUAUAGACAUACAGACACUCAGGUCCCGAUCUGUGCUGUCCAUGACCAACAUGACCCAGGAUCGCUAUGGCAACUAUACCUGCGUGGCUGUGAACAUGCUGGGCAGGGCGUCGGCCAGUAUACCACUGCUCCCACCCAGCACAGCCUCCUACGGUGAUGCCAGCAGAGUGGGCGUGGCCAUGACAGCUUGGCUCCUCCCCCUGGCUCUCCCCUACCUCCUGCUUGCGUGCUAGAGGAGGAAGCCCACGCACACGCCCCCAGGAACCCUGACCCCGCCCCCCACCCCCAGGAGCCCUGUUCCUGCC